AGAAUUCUUAAAAAGAAAACAAUGGUUAAUCUGUCGAUAAACUUGGACCUUUUGACUUGAUAUAUAAAAUGAGAGUAUUUGCAAUAAGAUUUGAGACCUUAGGAGAACGGUAAACAAUGAGGAUUAUUGUUCUUUUAAUAUUACUUUACGGAUUUUGUGAAGCCGCCCCUUCUGAAAGUGGCAAUACAGAAUCUGAAGUCACUGACAGGGAGUUGUUGAAGAAAACAAAGCAGGUGUUUAGAAUUCUAAGGUUUAUAAACCAACCGAGUCAUUAUAAGGAGCUGGUGGAUAUCGCAAAAAACUAUUCGAUAUACGACCAAGAAAGCAAAUUUUCUAACGAGCAGGCAUUCAAACAAUUUUUGCAACACUACCAGACGGGCCUCCUUCCCCGUGGGACACAGUUUUCUGUCUUUUACUAUGAACAUUUAAAACAAGCCAUUGCUUUGUUUAAACUACUGUACUAUGCUAAAGAUUACGACACAUUUUUCAAAACAGCUGUAUGGGCUCGUCAGAACUUAAACGAGGGCCUCUUCUUGUAUUCAUUUUCGGUAGCUUUGAAGCAUCGCAAUGAUACUUACAAAGUCAUCUUGCCUCCAAUUUACGAACUGAAUCCGUAUUAUUUUGUUACUGGCGAUUCAAUUUACCAAGUGCAGAAAUUCAAACAGUUGUACCAUGGACAGCAACUGAAUGAACCCUACAUCAUCCCGACGAAUUAUACAAGCCAAAAUGUGCAACAUUCCCUGGCUUAUUUCUUAGAAGAUAUAGGCCUAAAUGCUUAUUACUAUUAUUUCAAUUUGUAUUAUCCCUUUUGGUUGGGAGGUGAAGAGUUUAAGAUGAAAAACGACAGAAGAGGUGAAUUAUACUAUUUCGUACACCAACAACUUUUGGCUCGUUAUUAUUUGGAAAGGCUCUCCAACCAUGCGGGUGACAUUCCUAUUUUAGAAUAUGAUAUUCCAGCGAAAACAGGGUAUCGUCCCCAUUUAGUAUAUUCAAGUGGGACUCCGUUUCCAUCUAGGGAAAACCCUACAUAUCUUCCAAGGAAAUUUGACUAUUACGAAUCAAAAAUGACAUUCAAUAAUUAUUACUCUGUCCAAGAUUUGGAAAGACGUAUCGUUGAUGCCAUUGACGCAGGAUUCGUUUAUACCGAAAAAGGCGAAAAGGUGGACAUAUAUACCCCUGAAGGUUUCAAUAUUCUUGGAAACAUAAUUGAAGGGAAUGCCGAUUCUCUAAACAGCCGUUUCUAUGGUCAUUUGCAAAUCUUUGCCCAUCAAUUGGUAGUAGACAAUCACAUUCAACCUGACGAAUACCAUGUGGUACCGUCUGUUUUGCAACACUUUGAAACAUCCCUACGAGAUCCUAUAUACUGGGAAUUUAUGAAGAGAAUAGUCGUUCUUUUCCAAUCAUAUAAAUUACAUUUGCCAAAAUACUCUUACCAUGAACUUAACUUUUCAGGGGUAAAGGUUGAAAACCUAGAUGUAGACCCAUUAGUUACUCUUUUUGACUACACCGAUUAUGACAUCGCCGGCAGCGUAAUUUUAAAUCCUCACGAGUUCGAAAGAGAUCCUUUUGUUAUAUUAGCUCGUCAAACACGUUUAAAUCAUAAGCCCUUUUCAUAUACUGUCAAUGUAACCAGUGAUAAAGAGCAACAGGCUGUGAUACGAACGUUUAUUGGACCCAAAUGUGAUCAGUAUGGGCAGCCUAUCGAUAUUAACGAACACCGACUUAAUUUUUUCCAACUUGAUACUUUUGUAACUAAACUUAAUGCCGGAGUGAAUGUCUUUAAACGAGAUCAUUCACAGUUUCAUUUUGCACCAGAUAAACCAACUUAUAGGACUUUAUACAAUAAAAUUAAUAACGCUACCAAUGAAGAACAACUUAAAACAUCUCAUACUGAAUUUUCCUAUGGAUUUCCUCAAAGAUUUAUUCUUCCAAAAGGUCAGAGAGCAGGUCAAAUGUUUCAGUUUUUCGUUAUAGUAACACCACGUAAAGGAAAUUUAGCUCCAGAUAAUAUCUACAUGGGUGGUAUUUUAAAAGUCGGAAGUGGCAAUCAGUAUGUUGACUCCCUUCCUCUUGGUUACCCUUUUGAUAGGGUUGUUGAUAAAGAUGCGUUUGUUUCUGUACAAAAUUCCUACUUCAAAGAUGUAAUCAUUUAUCAUAAGUAGAUGUUAAGUAAAACUUUGAAUGUGAUUGAAAAAGAUAAUAAAACUGUUCUAUUCUAUUCA
Molecule: messenger RNA, 2222 nt
Organism: Agrilus planipennis (emerald ash borer)
Lineage: Eukaryota; Metazoa; Arthropoda; Insecta; Coleoptera; Buprestidae
Product: hexamerin-like
Exons: 6
Coding region: 117-2162 (681 amino acids)
Source: RefSeq, a predicted model, not a curated record